This is a messenger RNA of Miscanthus lutarioriparius, 723 nucleotides long. Lineage: Eukaryota; Viridiplantae; Streptophyta; Magnoliopsida; Poales; Poaceae. The record is from the annotation of a GenBank genome assembly.
AUGGUUACUGGGUCGCACGUGCUGGAGGUGAAAGGAUACUCCGUAACCAAGGACCAGCUGGGCGUCGGCAAGCGCAUCUCUUCUGGUGUUUUCAGCGUCGACGGUCACAGCUUCAAGAUCAAAUGCGACCUCACCGUCUUCAAGGACGUCCGCACGGAGAUUCUCGCGCCGCCGCCACCACCGCCGAUUGACCUGCAACGGCAUCUUGGCAACCUUCUUGCUAGCAAGGUGGGAGGGACGUGGAGUUCGAGAUCGACGGCGAGGUAUUCACGGCGCAUCGCUACAUGCUCGCCGCACGGUCGUCCGUGCUCAUGGCGGAGCUGUUCGGUCCAAUGGAACCGAAGGCGACGGAUCUCGGUCACUUACGCAUCCCAAGACAUGGAGGCCAGGGUGUUCAGGUGCAUGCUCCACUUCAUGGAAAUCGAUGCGCCGGACAUAGCAGUGAUGGCUCAGCAUCUUCUCGUGGCGGCGGACCGGUACGACCUUCAGAGGCUGAAGUUGAUCUGCGAAGACAUGCUGCGCAGCUCCGUUGACGCCAGCCUUGCAGCGACGACACUGGUCCUGGCAGAGCAGCAUGCCUGCCAGGGGCUUAAGGCUGCGUGCUUUGAGUUCCUCAAGGCUCCUGGCAAUCUCAAGGCAGUCAUGGCGAUUGAUGGCUUCCAGCAUCUGAAGAGCAGUUGUCCGUCUCUUCUCGAGGAGCUGCUCGCAAAGGUUGCCCCAUGA